AUGAAGGCGUUCUGCUUCACUUUAACGAUUCUCUGCGCCGUCCAGAGUAUUCUGGCGUUGCCGCGGCCAGACUUCGGCAUCAAUGGAGCAGUGUCGGGCACGGCACAGUUCAAGACCGCGGGCCUUGAAUUGGAUGCAGCCAUCACUAAGGUGGGUAGCGGUACCGUCACACUCACAUCCGGUUACCAACUGCUGAAAACUAUCGCCGACAAUCUGGAAUAUAUCGGAGAUUUAAUCGUCAUCGACGGCGGCAACUUCGCCAGAGCGCUGGACAGUCUCGCCGCCGACAACAGCGGUGGGGUUGCAAACGCGUUUGACUUUACGAUUUCUAAACUCGACGCGUUCAGUGCCGUGCUGUCCGGUAACUUCGGCGGUAAAUUGGCCGCGAUCGCAACCGACACUGGCGAUUACAUAGGCAAACAAUUCGCCGAUGCGUUCAAGGCGGCCGGAACGACGCUGACCGCACUCAAGGCCGCACUGAACACGCUCAAGACGGACGUGCAGAAUGCGAAGAACGCUGCAGGCAGCUCGUCCACCGUAUCGAACGCGAUCAUCCGUGCCAAGAUUCCAGCCAAAUCGGUCAACAAUGUGAUCACGCAGGUCCGUCAGCUGCGCGCCAACAUGCCGCUGAUCGGGUUCGUCAUCGACAGCUCGCUCGACAACCUGAAGAUGGUGGACACGUUCGUCGUUGAUAUGAAGGAAGAAAUUGUGCGCGGUGUAGCCGCGUACGCUCUGUCGAUCUCGGGCUUCAAGUUGAACCUGGAAACGGAGGGCAUCAACAUUUAUUCGAAGUUUACGACGACUUUGGGUGUCAAAAUCUUUGACCGUAUUUCUACCCUCAGUAGUAACCUGAAUGCCGUCACGAAGUACACGCAAUCACUCCUGCCGGCGAUCAGUGCUCUGAACACUGCUUUCUACAGCUCGCCAACAACUAAAAUCAACCAACUCUUGGGUGGGUUGUCUACGUACCGCAACGAAGUACCGAAUAUAAUCUCCAAUUUGGAAACACCGCUCGGUGAUGCACUGUGCAGUCCGAUCAAAGCCGUGUCGCUGGUACAGAUCGCCAAUGCAGGCUACUCGGACUUCUGCUUCAGCAAGCACUCGCCACGAGUGUUCGCCCAGGUUGCGCUCACCCUCGAUGCGUUCGACGUGUGCUUCGAAAAGGAGGUGACCCGCCUGUUGGCACUCGAGACUAUCGCCGUGAAUGUCGCCCAACAGAUUGCUUACACUGGGGAAGAUGUAUUCGACAACUUGUCGAUCUGUCUGGCCCUGCCCGACGCAAACAAGGGAGCCUGUUUCGAGCUGCUCACUCCGUACUACAAUAUCCUGGCCGGAAAGGCCGAGGCUCACCUAACGACGUUCGCCAACCUUGGCCUAGCGGAAGCCAAAGCUAGCUUCAACCGCCUCGGUUCCUGCCUGUACGUCUCGCUCUCGUUGACCACGAUCGCCGCUACCGAGAUAGCCUCGACUGCCACGUCCUGUCUGACUGCUGGUCCCCAGCCAUAA
This is a messenger RNA of Anopheles maculipalpis, 1506 nucleotides long. RefSeq lists its product as uncharacterized. The coding region runs from base 1 to 1506 and encodes 501 amino acids. NCBI's taxonomy places the organism in Eukaryota, Metazoa, Arthropoda, Insecta, Diptera, Culicidae. The record is from RefSeq and is a predicted model, not a curated record. The transcript has 3 exons.